Messenger RNA from Cucurbita moschata (crookneck pumpkin), 1668 nucleotides. RefSeq names its product PTI1-like tyrosine-protein kinase 3. Bases 190 to 1413 code for a protein of 407 amino acids. The record is from RefSeq and is a predicted model, not a curated record. Gene Ontology annotation, molecular function: protein tyrosine kinase activity; ATP binding. Lineage: Eukaryota; Viridiplantae; Streptophyta; Magnoliopsida; Cucurbitales; Cucurbitaceae. Gene Ontology annotation, biological process: protein phosphorylation. The transcript is spliced from 8 exons.
UUAUUACCAUUUCUCUCUCUUUUUUCUAUUUCGCUUUUGAUUUUUCUCUUACAGCCUUCUUUUAUUUGUUGGGUUGUGAGUGAUUUGUUCGUUUUCUUUUCCUUUCUGUUUCUGGGAUUUGAUUUGGUUUCUGAGGUAGCAAUCUGUGUCUGGGUUUGUGUUUUUGUGUUUUGUUUCUUUGAUUUGGUAAUGGACGGUCGAGAUCAUCAUCGUUUUGGUUUAGUGGCGCAUGCCCCUCCUCCUGGUUACUUCAUACGUUUGAACAAUACUGGACCGAAAGACGAUUUAUAUCUAAGUAAAAGGGAUAGAAUGCGCAGGUGGCUUUGUUGUGCUUGUCAAGUUGAAGAACCCUACCCAUCAGCGGAAAGUGAGCACCUAAAAAGCCCAGGAAGUUACGGAGAUGGUGGUCACCAAAAGGUCUCAAAAGAGCCAGCUUCUCACAAAUCUGAAGCACCAAGAGCUCCACCUCCCAUAGAUGUUCCAGCGUUGUCUCUGGAAGAAUUGAAAGAAAAGACUGACAACUUCGGGUCCAAGGCAUUGAUUGGUGAAGGGUCUUACGGUCGAGUUUAUUAUGCUAGAUUAAACGAUGGGAAAACUGUGGCAGUAAAGAAGCUGGAUGUAUCCUCCGAGCCUGACUCGAGUGUCGACUUUUUGACUCAGGUUUCUACAGUCUCAAGGUUGAAACAUGAAAAUUUUGUUGAGUUGCACGGAUACUGCGUUGAAGGAAAUCUCCGUGUUCUUGCAUAUGAGUUUGCAACUAUGGGUUCUCUACAUGACGUAUUGCACGGUAGAAAGGGAGUACAAGGGGCACAGCCUGGUCCAGUGCUCGAUUGGAUGCAACGUGUGAGAAUCGCUGUCGAUGCAGCUAGAGGAUUGGAGUACUUGCAUGAGAAGGUUCAACCUUCUAUCAUACAUAGAGAUGUUAGAUCCAGCAAUGUGCUUCUCUUUGAAGAGUAUAAAACAAAGAUUGCAGACUUUAACCUUUCUAACCAAGCUCCGGACAUGGCUGCACGACUUCAUUCUACUCGAGUUUUAGGAACUUUUGGCUAUCAUGCUCCAGAGUAUGCUAUGACAGGACAAUUGACUCAAAAGAGCGAUGUCUACAGCUUUGGAGUCGUUCUACUCGAGCUUUUGACUGGGAGGAAACCCGUUGAUCACACCAUGCCUCGCGGGCAGCAGAGUCUUGUUACGUGGGCUACUCCAAGGCUAAGUGAAGACAAAGUUAAACAAUGUGUUGAUCCAAGGCUGAAGGGUGAAUAUCCACCUAAAGGAGUCGCCAAGCUGGCUGCUGUUGCAGCACUGUGUGUGCAAUAUGAAGCCGAGUUCAGGCCGAACAUGAGCAUUGUCGUCAAGGCUCUCCAGCCGCUUCUAAAGCCACCUACGCCUAUGCCUGCAUCGUCUCCUGAACCUUGAAGUAAAUUGAUAUCGAUUUUCUUCCUCACUGUUGAUAUAUGUCAGCCUACAUUGCAAAGUUUGGUUUCAUGGUGAUCAUAAAGAAUUCAUAUAUUCAUUAUUUGUUCCAAUUAUUAUUGUUGUUUUCCCUUGAAGAUCCUCGAGUCUGAGACUAUGGGAGUGGAUGCUAUAGGGGAAGCUACCGUAUGAUUAUUAUUUACUUUCCCCUUCGCUCUUUUGAUAUCAAUGGAUAUGGGUUGGUCUUUUCAGCUUGUU